Laetiporus sulphureus 93-53 is the source of this 486-nucleotide messenger RNA. RefSeq lists its product as uncharacterized. The annotation marks the transcript as partial. NCBI's taxonomy places the organism in Eukaryota, Fungi, Basidiomycota, Agaricomycetes, Polyporales, Laetiporaceae. The record is from RefSeq and is a predicted model, not a curated record. The transcript has 2 exons.
GAGUUCAACAGAUGUGUCUCACUGUGGAUAGCAGUUGAGAACAGUUACGGUUUUAAGACUGCGAUCAGAGGCCUUGAUGCUACCAACUGCCCACCCCAGGUCACACACUGGCUUCGUGUGCACUGUCGCAUGCUGUCAAACCUUCCAGUCAUCGAGAGCCUAGAUGAGUACACUUGCUCCUGGUGGCUGUGGUGGGCUGGCCUUCAACCGGAGUGGAGAAAAAAUGAUAUUUCUGGGCAUCCAAUACCCGGCGGUGGUGGUGAUUGGACCAAGCUCAGAAAGCCCGGUCAAAACGGGUUGCUCACGGUCCUUCUUGCCCUUCUGUGGUGGAGACUAGCUGCAGAAGAAGUGAACUUGUCGGACUGGAACAUGGCAGUUGCUGAUGUAUCCUGGGUCCUCACGCAGCUCACACAUGAUCAAGUGCCUCACAUAGUGCUCAGGAAACAUGGAAAGGAGACGCUUGGAUGCCGACCAAAGAAACAGUAA